Messenger RNA from Halichondria panicea, 1122 nucleotides. RefSeq lists its product as uncharacterized. The transcript is spliced from 7 exons. NCBI's taxonomy places the organism in Eukaryota, Metazoa, Porifera, Demospongiae, Suberitida, Halichondriidae. Gene Ontology annotation, molecular function: 2-oxoglutarate-dependent dioxygenase activity. Bases 69 to 1013 code for a protein of 314 amino acids. The record is from RefSeq and is a predicted model, not a curated record.
AGGAUUGAGACAGCAAGAUUCAACAAGAAAUUAUUUACAGUAAUUAUUUUGUCCAAUCGAUCAUCAAGAUGUCUGCAAUCGAGAACAUUCCAGUUGUUGACUUUUCAAGCAUUCUAGCUGCCAGCUCUGCUGAUAUGAAGACUCUCCCUGCAAUGGAGGAGCUCCGUUUGGCCAUUAGCGGUAUCGGUUUCGUCUUCUUGAAGAACCAUGGAAUUGACAGGAAACAGGUUGAUGAUGUCUUUUCCUCUUCUGUGGAGUUUUUCUCUCGUCCUGAGGUAGAAAAGAGACAAUUCUGGAGACAAGAUGGAAAGAGCAAUCAUGGAUACACUUGUAUGGAGCAAGAAAGGAUCAAUCCCAAAAACCCAGGUGACCUGAAGGAGAGUUAUGACCUUUGCGAAAAAGGCAUGGAAGAUCCCGUUGAGAUCAAGGAAACAGUCACUGAUCUGUACGAUGCCUUUACCACCCUCACUAACAAGAUCCUCGAGUCUUUUGGUCACAUGCUCGACCUUCAAGACCCUCAGUUUUUCAUGAAGGCACACAAUAAAAUGGGCCUUGGUUACAAGGAAAACUACACAGCACUAAGGACCCUUUACUACCCAUCUCUGCCAUCCUCCAUUGACGUUAAACCAGGACAGUUGAGGUGUGGAGAGCACGUUGACUACGGCUCUCUCACCCUCCUCUUCCUCUUCCAAGAUGAGAAUGGAGGCCUUCAAGUAAAAACAAGAACUGGUGGGUACAUUGAUGUGCCAUACAUGCCAGAAGCAGUUCUCCUCAAUGGUGGGGCACUCAUGCAACAGUGGACUGGAGACAAGAUAUAUGCAGCUCCUCAUCGUGUUCUUGUGCCCGAUGAUGAAACUGUAAAGGAAAGAGUGAGGCAGUCCAUUGCCUUCUUUGUCCAUCCUGACAACGAGGUGCUCGUGGAAACCAUCGAUGGAUCCAAUAAGUAUACACCUGUUACCGCACAAGAAGACACAGAGAAACGAUUCCUUUACUCUUACGAUAUUGAACUCUGAUAGCAUGAACAAUCCAUCAUAAUUAAUCCAUCAUAAUUAUCAUGCAUGUGUUUCAGUAUUAUUUAUCCAUGAUUUAUUGUGUUAUUGUAUAAGUGUUGAUUGCUAAAAA